Aphanomyces invadans is the source of this 2396-nucleotide messenger RNA. RefSeq lists its product as hypothetical. Gene Ontology annotation, molecular function: serine-type peptidase activity; dipeptidyl-peptidase activity. Gene Ontology annotation, biological process: proteolysis. The coding region runs from base 11 to 2266 and encodes 751 amino acids. The transcript has a single exon. The record is from RefSeq and is a predicted model, not a curated record. Lineage: Eukaryota; Oomycota; Saprolegniomycetes; Saprolegniales; Verrucalvaceae.
CGCCAAGACGAUGACAACUCCAGUCCCGACGACGAUUACGUACGAAGAUGUCGCGCGGUUGCCGACCCCCGGCAGCAACGCCCCCACGAACCUCCAGUUCUCCCCGAAUGGUCGCUUGCUUGCGUUUCUCCACAGCUCCAGCAAUGAACUGUCGCAGGAGUUGUACGGGAUGGACAUCGAGUCCAAGCAAGUGACGCUCGUCGCGCGUCCCCCCGGCAGCGGCAACACGGAAAACAACAUGUCCCUGGAAGAAAAGUUGCGCCGUGAACGACAACGUCAAAUGGGUGUCGGUAUCACUUCGUACUUGUGGUGCCCUGCGCAGCAGUCGACUCGCAUCUUGUACCCGCUCCAUGGCAACUUGUACCUGCAAGAAUAUCCGGGAGCUGAACUCGUGCUCUUGUUUGACAAAGCAUCCACGGGUGCAAAGGGUGGUGUGAUCGAUCCGCAAUACUCGCCCGAUGGCCGUCACAUUGCGUUUGUCCAAGAGAAUGAAAUUUACGUCAUCGCCGCGGACCCACUUCCUGGAGGCGCGACCCAGCAAGCGACACAAAUUACUUUUGGAGCGCGCGAAGCCGGCAAGAGCCACGGGCUGGCGUGCUUUGUGACCCAAGAAGAACUGUCCCGCUUCCGAGGAUUCUGGUGGUCCCCAGACUCGUCUCGCAUCGCGUUCGAAGAAAUCGACGACACGCACAUCCCUGAAUUCCGCAUUAUGCAUUCGGGCAGUGCCGAGUUGGGUGAAAAUGCGCAAGAAGACCAUCGCUACCCCUUUGCCGGUGAAGCCAACCCACGCCGCCGUCUUGCGGUGCAAAAUGUGAACCUCACGCAGCGCGAGACACCCGUGUUCGUAAACUUCACGGAGGAAGAUUUCUACAUCAGCCGCGUCCACUGGUUUGUCGAUGGCACGUUGGGCAUUGAAACAUUGAACCGCCUGCAAACGGAAGUCGCGCUCUUGCGAUGGAGCCCUGCGACCGAAACCCUUGUCGAACUCAUCCACGAAACGUCCGCGAUCUGGCACAACGUGCACUACUUGUACCGCAACCUAGAAUCCCGCCCGGACGGUACGUUCACGUUUAUCUGGGCUUCCGAACGCACGGGCUUCAUGCACUUGUACUUGUACGAGUUUGCGAACGGCGCCGCGACCCUGGUGCGGCCGUUGACUCACGGCGAAGGCAACGUCGAAUCGAUCGACGGCAUCGACUUGGAACGCGACGUGCUCUACUUUAGCGGAAACUUGACGUCCCCGAUUGAGCGCCAUUUGUUCCAGACGUCCCUGUCGAUCCCGAACGCUCCCAUCACGCAAGUCACCACCACCCCCGGCAUCCACAACGUCGUCCUUGACAGCUCGGCCUCGAUUUUUGUUGAUGUGUUUCACAACUUGACCACUCCCCCCACGGCCGUCGUGUACAAACUGGCGUCGCCGGCUCCCGUCGCCGUGCAUACUUUGCAUGUGACGUCGGACCCGCGCUUGACGCAGCUCCAGGACCGCAUCGAAGCCCCCUCCACGUUCUCCUUCACGUCGCGGGACGGCACGACCACUCUGUACGGCGCUUUGUACAAGCCAGACCCGGCGAAGUUCGGCCCGGGACCUUACCCGACCAUGGUCAACGUGUACGGUGGACCGCACGUGAUGCGCGUGCAGAACGCGUGGAGCGUGACUGUAGACAUGCGCAGCCAACUCUUCCGCAACAUGGGGUACGCCGUGCUCAAGGUGGACAACCGUGGGUCGUUCCGCCGUGGAUUGGCUUUUGAAGGCGCGAUCAAGCACGCCAUGGGCACGAUUGAAAUUUCGGACCAAGAAGACGGUGUCCAUAAGCUCAUUGCGGACGGCGUUACGAUCGCCGACCGCGUCGGCAUGAUUGGGUGGAGUUACGGCGGGUACAUGAGUGCGAUCUCGCUCGUCAAGGCGCCGAAAACAUUCAAGCUCGGCGUGGCUGGUGCCCCCGUCACGUCGUGGGACGGCUACGACACGUGCUACACGGAGCGGUACAUGUCGACUCCGCAAUUGAACCCCGAAGGCUACGCUCGCGGCAACAUCAUGAACUUUGUCCAGCAUUUGCAGCCCCACCAAAAGCUGCUCCUGAUCCACGGUCUCAUCGAUGAAAACGUGCACUUCCGUCACACGGCUCGGUUGAUCAACGCGCUGAUCGCGGCCCGAAAGCACUACGACCUGAUCUUGUUCCCCAAGGAGCGCCACUCGCCGCGCCACUUGGAGGACCGGAUUUACAUGGAGCAGCGCAUUGCAGAAUAUGUCGUCGCCAACUUGUAAGGGAUUCAACGAUAAAAACAUGUCAUUUCGUCGGUCGGCAUGUUGGAAAUCUUUGGAAAAAUCAAGCUUUGCGCAAUUCACUGUCAAUAUGGUAUUUGGAUUUUCAUUUUUUCCUUUCGUUGAAUCAUGA